AUGUCGAAGCUCUUUAUCGGUGGCCUUGCCUGGCACACGGAGGAGGCGACCCUUCGCCAGAAGUUCGAAGAGUUCGGUCCUGUGGAAGAGGCCGUUGUGGUUAAGGACCGUGACACUGGCCGAAGCCGCGGUUUUGGGUUUGUCCGAUAUUCCCAGGAGCCCGAUGCCCAGAAGGCUAUCGAUGCCAUGAACAAUGUGGAGUUUGAUGGCCGAACUAUCCGGGUUGACAAAGCAUCGGAUAAUGGACCUCGUGGAGGCGGCUUUGGUGGUCGUGGUGGCUUCGGUCGUGGUGGCUACCCUCAAGCUGGACCACCCUACGGUCAGCAUGGGCCCGGGUACAACUUGGCCGGUGCUCCCCCCAAUGUCUACCAGCCGCAGUAUGGUAGAGGUGGAUAUCAGCCAGGAUACGGCGGUCCUCAAGGCUACGCCGCUCCCCAAUACCCCUAUGUUGACCCAAACCAGCAGCAGCAGGGGCAGCCUCCCCAGACAAACGGAGGAGCUCCCCAGGGAGGUAGGGGCUUCUAA
This is a messenger RNA of Clonostachys byssicola, 525 nucleotides long. Lineage: Eukaryota; Fungi; Ascomycota; Sordariomycetes; Hypocreales; Bionectriaceae. The record is from the annotation of a GenBank genome assembly.